Messenger RNA from Frankliniella occidentalis (western flower thrips), 1486 nucleotides. RefSeq lists its product as uncharacterized. Gene Ontology annotation, molecular function: DNA helicase activity. The transcript is spliced from 5 exons. The coding region runs from base 54 to 1169 and encodes 371 amino acids. The record is from RefSeq and is a predicted model, not a curated record. NCBI's taxonomy places the organism in Eukaryota, Metazoa, Arthropoda, Insecta, Thysanoptera, Thripidae. Gene Ontology annotation, biological process: DNA repair; telomere maintenance.
GCACGACGCCAUGGAACGCGGAGCAGCAGCAAGUCCUCGACCUGCACUUAAGAAUGAUGCGCGACGAUCGCCCAAAGCUGGUACGGGUCGAGGGUCCGGCAGCGUCCGGAAAAAGCAACCUCAUUCAGGAGAUGGCAAUGCGGACGCGUCUCCACUACGAGGAUGACGACAGCGUUCUCGUACUCGCCCUGACCAACGCAGCUGCGGACGCGAUCGGCGGCCGCACCUUUCAUCGUGCCCUCGCCUUGCCCACUGACACGGCCUACGAGCCGCUGAGGAAGUCCGAGAUCAAAGCCCUGGGCCUCAGAGCCGUGAGGGUUGUCCUAAUCGACAACUUUCAACAGUGCAACACGCACAUUCUGAAAGCGGCGGACCGCCGAUUCCGACAGGCGUCGAGCGAAAACGGCGAUGAGCCGUUUGGAGGGCGGAUUGUGGUGGCGUGCGGGGACUCGAGCUCCUGGGGGCCCGUGCCGAGCAAACUGGACGGCAAGGAGCUAACCCGGCUGCAGAAGAUGUCGCCAGCCGUCCAGCUCCGCGCCACAUACUUCAGCAGCGCAUCCUUUGGUGCGGCCAUGGCGAGACUUGGUCACGGUGACGUCACGCAGGCCGACCGGCUGCUCUACAAGUCGCGGCUGCUGACCAGCUUGCCUCCAGAGGAACAGAAAGAGUUCCUUGCCGGGCCGAGGGUGAUCGUGAGGAAAGACGACCGCGGCGACCAGAACAACUCCAGAGCGAAGCGCCCUGCCGGCGCGGGUGCGCGCAGCUACCGCAGGGCGGGUAACGACCCCAGAUGGGUGACCCUAUGGCCCGGGGCGCCCGUGGUGCUGACCACCACCCUGGAGGACGUGGCGGAGGCGGGCUCCCAGGGAGUUGUGAGGGCCGUUUCGUCCAGUGGUGUGGAGGUGGAGUUUGAGGAGGACGCCGCUGCGUCCGUGGUGCCAAACGGGGAGAAGGGGUUGCCCCUCGCCGCCCCCGCCGCGUACACCGUCCCCACUGUACAGGGCUUACGCUUUGACAAGCUGCUGGUCGAGCUGCCCACGAAUGGCUGGGGCCGUAGCACGCUGCAAUACGCCGCCCUGACCCGCGCCAAAGGCUGGACGAGCUUGGCCUUCAAAGGACCCAUGACACCACAAGGGAAACGGAGCUACAGCUGGCAUCCCUACUAUUAAUAAAUAUGCCGUUGCGUUGUCAUUCGCAUUUUUAUUACAAUUUUCUAGAGUAAGAUAUUAUACAGGGACCACCCUGUAUUUUUUGUUUUGUUUAUCUUGACACGUUAGAUCGCAUAGGACCAUAAAAGGUCAAAAUUGCACGUAACUUCCUGCGACUUAUACAUGUCAUAUUUUUAUCUAGAAUAAGAUAUUAUAUUUGCCAUUUUGUUUAUCUUUACAUGUUAGAUCAUAUAGGACCAUAUUAGGUCAAAAUUGCACGUAAAUUUCUGAGACUGAUACGUGUCACAUUUUUAUAAUAAUAAAAGUCGUUGUUCUCA